Scylla paramamosain (green mud crab) is the source of this 660-nucleotide messenger RNA. Its product is annotated as pro-resilin-like. The coding region runs from base 186 to 554 and encodes 122 amino acids. The record is from RefSeq and is a predicted model, not a curated record. Gene Ontology annotation, cellular component: extracellular matrix. The transcript is spliced from 3 exons. NCBI's taxonomy places the organism in Eukaryota, Metazoa, Arthropoda, Malacostraca, Decapoda, Portunidae.
UAUAAUGAAACUAGCCUUUUUUCUCCUGGUGACGAAGGCAGAGUGAAAUAGCACAGGGUCAAAGGCUGCCUGGCUUUCCCCGUCAACAACGAUCAAAGCAACCACCACCAACACCACUACCGACAUGCCGCUAUAUAAGCCGCGCGGCCUCUCUCCGUCACCACCAUUCACACUCCUGCACCAACAUGGCUUGCAAGCUCCUCCUCGUCCUGGCCGCCCUCGUGGCCCUCUCCGCCGCCUCCUACGUGCCCCAGGACUCCUAUGGAGCAGCGCCCGCCAACUAUAACUUCAACUGGGCUGUCAACGACGCUGCUUCCAGCAACAACUACGGCCACCAGGAAGCCCGCGACGGAGACAACACGCAGGGAUACUACUUCGUGCAGCUGCCCGACGGUCGCCUGCAGAAGGUCACCUACUCUGUGCAGGGCAAUUCAGGCUACCUGGCCGAGGUCACUUACGAGGGCGAGGCCCAGUACCCUCAGCGAGGAUACGGGGUCCCCACCAGGCCCCCGACGCCGACCUACGGCACCCCAGGCCCGAGCUACGCCCGCUGAGCACACUUCCCUCCCUCCCGACGCCAGGACCCUCACCUCGCCCCCCUCACCCCAUUCUGUAUUUAUUAUCUCUCUCCGUGCAUAACUUGCAAUAAAGACAAGGCAA